AUGAAGUCGGUUAACAAUAAAGACACCGCGAGACAAGGGAGAGUGUUCGCAUUGGUUCCAGGUGAUGUGAAAAAUGCUGCAACAGUGGUGUCAGGUACAUUUAAUGUUCAUGGUCAUUCUGCUCAUGUAUUGUUUGAUUCUGGCUCUACUCAUUUCUUUGUGUCAAAACUAUUUGCUCAAAAUUUAGAUAGAUCUGAGGAAGUAUUAUCUUAUGUGUUAUGUGUGUCCUCACCUUUGGGGGAUUCUAUGGUUUGUACCUCUGUAUAUUUUGCUUGUGAACUCCUAAUUGGGGAUAUCCGGGUAUAUGCCAACUUAUUGCCUCUUGACAUGAUUCACUUCGAUAUUAUUCUGGGUAUGGACUGGCUGAGUGAAUACCAUGUGACUAUUGAUUGUCUAACUAAGAAAAUCAGUUUCCACCCUUCGGGACAAUUAGAAUUUACCUUCCAGGGGCAUGGAGUGACUUCUCCACCUUAUUUGAUUUCUGCAAUGAAGGCCUAUAAAUUAAUUCAGAAAGGGUGUCAGGGGUAUUUGUGCAGUGUCUUAGAAGGGCCACUAAUGAAUGAGAGUACUAGUAUGAUUCCGGUCGUCUGUGAAUUUCCAAAUGUUUUUCCAGAGGAAUUACCGAGGGAGUUAGUAGACCGUGAAAUCGAGUUUACAAUUGAAGUAUUACCGGGAACUCAAGCCAUUUCUAAAACUCCGCAUAGGAUGUCACCAGUUGAAAUGAAGGAAUUAAAGAUUCAGUUACAAGAUUUACUUGACAAAGGGUUCAUUCACCCGAGCGUUUCCCCUUGGGGUGCACUAGUUCUGUUUGUGAAAAAGAAAGAUGGAACACUCCGACUAUGUGUGGAUUAUAGGGAGCUCAAUAAGGUGACAAUCAAAAAUAAGUAUCCCUUACCCAGGAUUGAUGAUUGGUUUGAUCAGCUACAAGGUGCACAAGUCUUUUCGAAAAUUGAUUUAUGGUCUGGAUAUCAUCAAUUGAAGGUCAAAGUUGACGACGUUAAGAAGACAGCCUUCCGAACCCAAUACGGACAUUAUGAAUUUUUGAGUGCAGAAGCUCACGAGAAUCAUCUUCGCUUAAUUCUUCAGACACUUCGAGAAAAGAAACUGUAUGCUACGUUGAAGAAAUGUGAGUUCUGGCUACAAGAGGUAGCAUUUUUGGGUCAUGUGAUAAUGAAAGAAUGUGUAUCUGUUGAUCCGCACAAGAUUGAGGCAAUCAUAAAUUGGCCGACUCCUACCAAUACCCUUAGGAUUAGCCGGGUACUACCGGAGGUUUGUAAAAGAUUUUUCCAAAAUCGCCAUGCCACUUACCCAAUUGACUUGAAAGGAGUUUUGUUUGAGUGGUUAGAACAACGAGAAUCUGCCUUCCAGGAAUUGAAAACAAAGUUGACUACAGCACCAGUUCUAGCACUACCAUGUGGGGCUGAAGGAUUUGUAAUCUACAGUGAUGCUUCCUAUAAGGGAUUAGGUUGUAUAUGGCGGCACUAUCUGUAUGGAACUACCUGUGCAGUUUAUACUGAUUAUAAGAGCCUUAAGUACCUCUUUACGCAAAAGGAGUUGAAUAUGCGACAGCGACGAUGGUUAGAAUUUAUUAAAGACUAUGAUCUGCAGAUUCAUUACCAUGUCGAUAAAGCCAAUACAGUUGCAGAUGCACUUAGUCGAAAAGGUGUGGGAAAUCUGGCAAGUCUGUUUACGGGGCGAAAGGAAGUAUUAUUGGAAUUGGAGAAAAUGAAUAUAGACUUUGUGAUACAUGAACAGGAUGCGAUGGUUGCAACAGUAACAGUCCAACCAACAUUAAUUGAUGAAAUUAAGCAGAGACAAAUAGAAGAUGAAUUUUUAAAGAAGAUCUGUGAUGCGUUAGGGACAAAACUGAGACCGGGAUUCAAUUUGAUGAAUUCAUACAAUGCGGAUAAACUUGCUGUAAUCUAUGUGAAUGAAAUUGUGAGACUCCAUGGUGUUCCAGUUUCAAUAGUAUCAGAUAUAGAUCCGAAGUUUGAAAGUUGGGAAACUCAUUUACUGUUGGUAAAGUUCGCAUAUAAUAAUAGUUACCAUUCGAGUAUUGGGAUGGCACCCUAUGAGGCUCUGUAUGGAAGACCAUGUCGUUCCCCCGUGUGUUGGGCCGAAGUUGGAGAUAGGUCAUUGUUAGGGCCUGAAAUUGUCCAACUGACAAUUGAAAAGAUUAAGACUAUUCGAGAAAGACUAAAAACCGCCCAAAGUAGACAAAAGAGUUAUGCGGAUAAUCGACAAAGAGAUUUGGAAUUUGAGGCAGGUAAUCAUGUUUUUGUAAAAGUUACUCCGAUAAGGGACAUCCCAGAUUCGGGAAAAAGGGUAAAGUAA
Molecule: messenger RNA, 2334 nt
Organism: Camellia sinensis
Lineage: Eukaryota; Viridiplantae; Streptophyta; Magnoliopsida; Ericales; Theaceae
Source: RefSeq, a predicted model, not a curated record